GUAAUCUGCACUGUGAGUCAGUGCUGUGGUGAGCAGAGCAGCAACAGAAGCAGCAGCAGUGUGAGACACGUUUCACUCUCACGAACGUCAACAACGCAGAAGAACAGGAUGGGAAAUCUGAGCAGCUAGGCAAGAGGAGGAAGUGAGACAGCCCUAUAGAAAGCAAGCAGUGAGAGAGAGAAGCAAGAGGACAGAUCGACGGCUCCUUUUUUUGACUGCCACCUUUUUUCGCUGUUGAAAGACUGACUGUGGAAGAUCACUGACUGGCCAUUUGGAUUGACAGAUCAGUCUGAACUGAUCCGGCGGAAGACAAAGUUUACUAUUAAACAUUGGAGGUGGCAUCAGGCUUAGGACUUGACGUGUUGCAGGGAUGUCCUGGUUGUCUCCAGUCCAGUGGGCGAAAUGGACAUGGUCAGCAGUGACUGGGAGUGUAGAAGAUGAUGGGCAGCCUGGAGCAAAGGAUGAUGGAGAGGACAAUUCAGACUCGGAGGGAGCCUUUGAGACUCCAGAGGCGGAGUCUCCAGGUGUUGUGAAGCUACUGAGCCAACUGGACAACUCCAACCACACAGCUCUUCCUGAUGUUACGAACCACUUUCUGGACAAGAACUCUAACCAGGAUGUUGGCACAGUUUCAUUCCAAGAGGUUGAUUCCCUGAACAACCUCACCAGCUCCUCGCCGAACAACAGCAGCUUCAGUGUGGAUCAGAAUCUUAAUUUUACCCUAAGCACCAAACACAGUCCAGGAGAAGGCCUCUCCCCAUCCACUCCUCUGCCCCAGCCUCAGGCUCUCCGGCCUCCGUCGCUGUCUGUCCUCUCUCCGCUGAACAAACCCGAUCCCUCAGAGGUGGAUGACGAGGCUCCGGUGACGCCAGACUCCAGCCCAGACUCAAACUUGAUCCCCAGUCAUGACAUCUGUGUGGACCCUGAUUUGCUCAAUGGCAACAUGAACUCUGACACUGUGCUGUCAAACACAAAACUCAUCUGUGAGACCAACGACACCAUAAUCACGAACUCCUGUAAGAUGAAGCAGAACCAGCUGAUGCAAACGGACUUUGCUGGACAGGAUGACCAUCAUGGAGGCCACGCCACAGAUGAAGAGAAGUUGGCGAGCAGUGCAGGUGUCAAACCAGACAAGGACCAAAGCAUCCAAGACUGCCAUGUGACAUCCAACCCUGAGGAGUCAGACUGCUGCUCUGUGCAGUACGAGGACACGUGCAAACUGAAGAACAAAUCAAGGGGAAGUGAGAUGCAGAAAACAGGAAGUCAGGUCCUGGAUUCCAUCUGCAUCAGUGAAGCAGAAAAGCAGGCCGUUCUCACCCUCAUUAAAGAGGAGAUCAUCACUAAAGAGAUGGAAGCCAACGACUGGAAGAAAAAAUAUGAGGACUGCAGACAAGAAGUCAAUGAGAUGAGGAAGAUUGUUGUAGAGUAUGAGAAGACAAUUGCUCAGAUGAUCGAGGACGAGCAGCGCAACAGUAUGAGUUCCCAGAAGGCUUUGCACGCAGUGACAAUGGAGAAGGAAGCCGCCCUGGCAGAUCUGAACUCUGUGGAGCGCUCUCUAUCUGACGUGUUUCGGCGUUAUGAGAACAUGAAGAGCACCCUGGAGGGCUUUAAGAAAAAUGAAGAGGUGCUGAAGAAGUGUGCGCAGGAAUAUCUGGCCAGAGUGAAACAGGAGGAGCAGAGAUACCAGACACUUAAACUCCAUGCUGAGGAGAAACUAGAGAAGGCCAAUGAGGAGAUUGCUCAGGUGCGUGCGAAGGCGAGCUCAGAGAGCAUGGCGCUGACCGCCGGCCUGAGGAAGGAGCAGAUGAAGAAUGAGUCUUUGGAACAAGCUCUGCAGCAGAAGAAUCAAGAGAUCGAGGAACUCACAAAGAUCUGUGAUGAGCUGAUUGCCAAAAUGGGAAAAAUAGACUGAGAGGCGGUUCCUGUGGAUCAGCUACUACCAUCCCUCUGGUCCUGCCUACAGUGACGCCCCGUGCAUGCCCCCAGCCAAGAAGCAGCUCUUAUACCCUGUGCCAGCCCCGCAUCUCAGAGACUGCUUAUGUAGAAAUUUAUAAAGUAACUUCCUGUACACUACUAUUGCACUACUUGUGACCAGAAUCAAGAAGGUUCUGUAAAUGAUAGUUAUUGUUGGGACUUUGUUAUAUGUGGUCACUUUGUUUUGUUUGCAUUUAUUGCCCAUUAUGAGGUCAUCUGGACCCCUUGUGCUUUCAUCCAUCAUGCCAGCGAACAACACCCUGCUUGUGACUCAACUUAAAUUCCCAGCAGCUUAACAGCUAAAUUCCUAGCAUAAUGCUCCUGCAGGAUGACAUCAGGUUUAAUGCGGGCUGGAGUUGUUUUGGAGUUUCACAUGGGCGUUUGACAAGGAUUAUUUAAAAGCAACAAUAAAAUAAAAUGUAUUUUUCUAUGUUGUAAGCAAAGAGUUAACUCUGAAAAAGAGAAGCUCAGGGUUAUUGUGUGUGGGGCAGAAUGAGGUCAGGGUUAAAGUCAAGCUGCACAAGAGCUAAAGAAAAGGAUUUAGGAGUGUUUGAGGAAGUAAAGUAGUCCUCAGGGGCCUUGGUUUGUUCAGGAGUGACACUGAAACCAGAAGGAAUAUGAAACAUAUUUCAGUGGAACUAAAGCUGCAUUUUCUUCACCGGAGUUACACUAUUACACAGUUGAGAUUCUAGACGGUUCAAGUUUCUGCAGAAUGUUUAUCACUCACAGAGAAGUAUAACCACCUGACAUCCAUGGACUUUCCUGUGACUGUAUAAACUUUGUGUCAUAUUCUUGUCUGAUCCAGAGACAACUUUAUCCUAAAGUAUAAAUCACAGCUGUCACUAACUAUCCCAUGUUAAGAUUCGUGAAGGCAUAACGACACUAUAUUUUCUUGAGGAUAGUAAUAUAAUAAAGUGCUGCAAUAUGUCACCAUUUUUUUUUAAACUAUCACUCUGUCAGAGAGCGUCCACUAAUCACAUUUACCUCUUACCACAAAGGCAAUUUAAGAGUUUGACAGCUUUGUAAGAAGAUUUGUGAUGAAGAUAUGAUUUCUCAUUCCGCUCUUUACAGCAAUGCACCAGUUAUUUAACAGGUAAAUCUGCUUCUUUGCAUGUUUAUUUUCAUGGCUUUGAGUUUCUCAGGAUUCAGAUUGUUUUCUUAACAUGCCAGUAAAAACAUUUUGUGUUGGGCACAGUGCUUUAGUAAUGACUUGGAGGUUGUGACAUAACUGGGUAUUAAGAUAUUUCUGAACCAAUACCAAUGUGAUACCUGUGUAUUGGUUCUUAUUUAAAAAAAACAAACAAAAAAAACAUUUUUCAAUACUUUCAAUACUUUUUCUACAAAAAGAAUUCAUCAGUGUUUACUGAUGGUUUAACACAAACUAUUUACCUCAUAAGUUUCAUCUAAGUUUCAUCAAAUCUAUGAUUUAAAUCGGGCAAUAUUUGGUUUAAGAAAGUGAAACAAUCUGUGUGAGCAUUUAGUUCUACUUUUCUGAUACUUUACAGGUUUCAACACUCAGUCCUGUGGAGUCAGUCACUAUUGAAAAGGUCUUCAUGUCUGAUACUCAGCCUCUUAACCACUGUGGAAAUCCACUUAUGACACAAACACACUGGUGUGCCACAGUUUAUAUUUGUGCCAUUCUAAUGUCACGUCACCUCUUCUCUUUGUUUUAUGAAAAAAUUGUUUUGUCACUUUAGCCCCUGUCUUUGAGUUAUUGUUUGUGUUUGUAAAUUAGAAAUGGCGAUCUCACAUAUGUUGACACACUGAGGACUAACAGUGAGUGCGUGUAUAUUUGCCUAAAUAAAUAUACAUAUAUAUAUAUAA
Messenger RNA from Seriola aureovittata, 3798 nucleotides. RefSeq names its product transforming acidic coiled-coil-containing protein 1-like. Gene Ontology annotation, cellular component: cytoplasm. The record is from RefSeq and is a predicted model, not a curated record. Bases 371 to 1912 code for a protein of 513 amino acids. NCBI's taxonomy places the organism in Eukaryota, Metazoa, Chordata, Actinopteri, Carangiformes, Carangidae. Gene Ontology annotation, biological process: mitotic spindle organization; cerebral cortex development; cell population proliferation. The transcript has 13 exons.